CUCCACAUUGCUUCAUCAGUAAUUGAAUCGACAUUCUUUGGUCAACUUUUGUGUGAAAGUUCAAGAAGCACUUUCCACAUUAAAAUAAUAAUAAUAAUAAUAAUAAUAAUAAAACAGCUCCAAUACUUCAAAACCUCAGUAUAAAUACAAAGAUACCUUUCCAUUUUUUGGUUAAUUGAUUUCCAACCCAAGAUGAGCGUGGACAUUUACCGUGCCAAAGUGGAAGAACUUAUCCGCCAGGCUGAUAUCACCACCGUAUCUGCACGUAAAAUCAGGAAACAGAUAGAGUCUCUCACUAAUACUAGUCUUGAGGAUGUGAAGAAGGACUUUGAUGACAUGGUUAUGGAAAUAUACCAACAGAUCACGGACGAUAUCGAGCGUGCUGUACUGAAUGGUGCCACGCCUGAAUCAAACGGCAAUCGUUAUCAACAACAACAGCAGCAGCAGCAACAGCAGCAAUUGCCGCCACAGACAAUUGCCUUCGGAGUAUCUCUCCCUCCAACAUCAUACAUGCCUCCUAAACCAAAUCCAGUGCCAGCAUCAGCACUUACAUCAGCCAUUGCUUCGGAGGAUGGUUCUGAGGACGGCGACGAUGUAGGAGGUGAAUCAGACGCAUCGUUCUCAUCUGUAGAAGAGGACAAAGGAUCAGCAACUAAGAAACUUAAGACUUCAUCUUCAUCAAAGAAAGUAAAAGUGAAAUCAAAGUCUAAGGCCAAGCCGUCAAAGGCAUCAUCAAAAAGGUCUACAGAUGAUAAAUCCAAGCGUAAGACACCGACAAAUAAGGAUGGUACGCCCAAAGUUAAUAACUUCACACGUCCCAUGCUCAUCAGCCCCACGCUGCACGAUGUCAUCGGGCAUGCAGGAGAAAUCGGUCCCUCCGGAAAAGUUGAGAUGUCUCGACCCGAAGUCGUUAAGCAAAUUUGGGUUUAUAUUAAAGAGAACAACCUUCAGGCACCUAAUGACAAACGCCUGAUCAACUGUGACAGUAAACUCAAGACACUAUUUGAUGGACAAGACCAAAUUAGUUGCUUCACUAUGAACAAGUAUAUUGGCAACCAUCUUACAAAACCUGAGCAGACAGCAUGAGAAAAAAAAGAAAAAAAGACUUGUGUAUGACUAGUUUUUGUGAAGAAAUCGGGGCAUUGGUUGUAGCAUUCAUUUAGUAAAUAGUG
Lobosporangium transversale is the source of this 1172-nucleotide messenger RNA. RefSeq names its product SWIB/MDM2 domain-containing protein. Gene Ontology annotation, molecular function: RNA polymerase I cis-regulatory region sequence-specific DNA binding. The transcript has 5 exons. Gene Ontology annotation, cellular component: nucleus; RNA polymerase I upstream activating factor complex. The coding region runs from base 193 to 1086 and encodes 297 amino acids. Gene Ontology annotation, biological process: nucleolar large rRNA transcription by RNA polymerase I; transcription initiation at RNA polymerase I promoter. Lineage: Eukaryota; Fungi; Mortierellomycota; Mortierellomycetes; Mortierellales; Mortierellaceae. The record is from RefSeq and is a predicted model, not a curated record.